AUGUCCUUCGUUCACGUCUCUUUCUUUGACCGCUACCCUGAGUUUAACCACAACCCUCGCGCCAGCAUCCGCGAUGAGUUCAAUCGCCUGGCCAAGUCCCAGAACUGGACCAAGAAGGAGACCGCUAAGAAGCGCAUGGAAUGCUACAACGAUGAGUUCGAGGGCUAUUUCGCCAACCUCGAGCUCGACAGCGGGCUUGAGCGUCUUCAGUACCUCUGUGUUGAGCUCGACAUUACUCCCAAGGACACUGUCACUCAUGUCCACGUCAACAUUGUUCACCUGAUGGAUGCUCGUCGCACCAACACCAAGGUCAAGAAGUUCUCGUCCAAUGCUAGCCUCGUCCGUUACAUCCGCAAGACCAAGGAGUUCUUCCCUCUGGAGGAGGCCAAGGGCGACGUCAUCAAGGUGCUUCUCAGACAGAUCUUCUACAAGUGA
This is a messenger RNA of Aureobasidium musti, 435 nucleotides long. NCBI's taxonomy places the organism in Eukaryota, Fungi, Ascomycota, Dothideomycetes, Dothideales, Saccotheciaceae. The record is from the annotation of a GenBank genome assembly.